Mixia osmundae IAM 14324 is the source of this 3611-nucleotide messenger RNA. RefSeq lists its product as uncharacterized. NCBI's taxonomy places the organism in Eukaryota, Fungi, Basidiomycota, Mixiomycetes, Mixiales, Mixiaceae. The record is from RefSeq and is a predicted model, not a curated record. The coding region runs from base 13 to 3279 and encodes 1088 amino acids. Gene Ontology annotation, cellular component: condensed chromosome; condensin complex. Gene Ontology annotation, biological process: mitotic chromosome condensation. The transcript is spliced from 11 exons.
GACGAUCCCAUCAUGGGGCGACAAAAGGCUGCAGCAGCGCAGACUGAGCUGCUGAGCAGCCAGACGCAAGUCACAGAUGGGCUAAGCGCAUUGCCGACAAUCUUUGACCAAGUACAGCAGUCUGUCGUCAAUCACCGCAAGAAUCUUAUUCUGCUGCAUGGCCUCUUUCUCAGAUGUUCUUCUUAUACCGAGAGCGAUGCGCACACGAAGCGGCCGAACGAGCAGGAAAUGAUUCAUCUGACCGGCGAGCGCUUGUUCCUAGUCGCAAUGCGCGACAUUGUCUCUCGACUGCUGCCAGUGGGCAAAGGUAGAGCAGUAGGCCCGGGUCAGAAGCAUGUCGAACGCGUACUGCGCUUCAUCGCCGGCUUCCUCGCGCUUGCCACACUUCGCGAACAAGAUUCAAAGCCUCAGGAAGACGAGGACGAGGAUCAGGACGGCCCAGCAAGCAGACUCGUCAACGGGCUCGUCAAAUACCUGUUGAGAGGCUUUGAGGCCAAGAAUAAAACUGUCAGGUGGCGCAGUGUACAGAUUGUCGCCCUCGUCUUGCGCGCCUUGCCCGACUUAGACGAGAAUCUGUUCAAGACCCUGCGUGAGAGCUUCUUGAUCCGUGCUCGAGACAAGGAAGCAAACGUACGCACACAAGCUGCUAUCGGGCUUGGCAAAUUGCGCUCGCUCGAUGACGAUGAGCCAGCACCAGUCGAGUCUACGCGAGCUUAUGACGCAAAGAGAAGCAAAGCGAAGAGCAGACCCGCAAUGUCAGCUUCUAGUUCGGCAUCGUCUAUUGCCCAGCCAGACACUCCCACUCAAGUCUUGCUUUCGCUCAUGCAAUUCGACCCCUCUGCCGAGGUGAGGCGAGCGGCCUUGUUGGCUAUGGAAGAGCCAGAUGAUAGGUCGCUGCCCGUUAUACUUGACCGCGUGCGAGAUAUCGACCCGACCAACAGACGGCUUCUUUUCCAGACAACGUUGGCGAUACCAACCGUUCCUCAACCCGCUUCGGGAAACCCGCUCGAUUCAGCACAGCUGACUAGCCCGAUCGAGCAAGAUGCGCCUUCGCCUGUCAAGGCUGCAGGUCCUGCCACUCCUGCGGUACAGCGAAGUCUUGGUCUGUGGGAUCAGAUGACGCGUGCACAGCGUACGGCAGUUCUCAAGAGCGGUCUCAACGAUCGCGAAGGCGCCGUCAAGCGUUCUGCAAUACGACUCGUUGGUCAUUGGGCGGGGUCAUCCGUCGAGAGCCUCCUUGCAAUGCUGGGAAGACUCGAGGUCGCAAAAGAAACCAAAGUCUGCGAGGGCGCUCUUCUAGCGGCGUUUGAAGCUCAUCCCGAAAUUCUCGAAAGCAUGACUUUCGGCGAGGACCAUUGGUCUGCUUUGACGCCCGAGAAGGCCCUCUUGAUUCGUGUCACGCUGGAACACUGUCACUCGAAGAAGGACGAAGCUAAGCUGGAAUCCUUAUUGCCAGUUGCGACCGCACUUUCCUUCCGCAUCGACAGUCUCUUCAAGGCAAUGCUCGAGCUCAUUGCGCACCUGCAGAAUCUUGACGAAGACGCACUUGCGGAACAGAAGAAGCUUGCUCAUCGAGGACUGCGAGCGCAGUUCAUCAUGUCUCAGCUGCUCGCAAUCGCGCUCUUCGAGGACUACGCGGACGAAAUCGGCCGCCGCAAAAUGUUCACUCUGCUGCGUGAUCUUGUCUCGCAUCCCAUGCUUCCGACCGAUUUGAUCCCUGUCUGCCUCGACGUCCUCUCGAAGCUGUCCAGCAGCGAGCGCGAUUUCAUGCAGGUCAUUGUCGAGAUCGUACAAGAGCUGCGGGACACAGACAAAGAGCAAACGAAUGAAGAGACGGACUCAGGAAGCGAUAACGACAGCAUGGCCAGCUUGACAGAAGAAGAGCUCGCCAAGAUGGCCAAAGGCAGGCAGGCGCCUGCUGUGCCAACACAGACUGGUCAAUUCGACGAAAACCCUGCACUCAUCCUUCGUUGUCUCGAAAUCAUCCGAGGGUUGCUAGAGCGCGUGAUGGGCACAAUGCGUGAUAAUCCCAUCCUCGAGGGCCUCGCUCAAGAACUCGUUGCGCCGGCUGUACGUUCAAAGCAAGCGCCUAUCCGAGCACAAGGCCUCAUCACUCUCGGUCUCUGCAGCUUGCUAGACCUGACAAUGGCACAGCGAGCAUUCGGCACGCUUGCCGGACAAGCUCGACGCAGCGAAGGCGAUCUUCAGGUCAGAUUAUAUCAAGUCAUCUUCGACAUUCUGAUGUUACAUGGGCUUGACUUCAUGGCAUCGCGCGAUGACGAGAAUCGACCGAAUUUCGAGAGCGAGCAAGUGGUGGACUUCCUCGUCGAAGCCCUGAAUCAACCUCUUGCAACGCAAGCGGCCGCGGCCAUUGGCAUCUCGAAGCUCAUGCUCGCCGGCCAUGUCACAGAUUCGAAGGUUCUGCAAGAUCUCGUGUUGAUCUACUUUGCGCCCGAGACUGCAGACAAUCAAGAGUUGCGCCAAUGUUUGGCGUAUUUCUUCCCUGUCUACUGUUAUUCCUCAUCGCACAAUCAGCGCGCGAUGCAAGAGAUCUUUGUCUCUACCCUCGACAUACUGACGGCAACCUUCGAGGAGAUAGGACCAGAGGAGGAUAUGGUCGCGCCGCUUCAGAUUGGGCUGCACUUGCUCGAGUGGACCAAUCCUGAACGUCUUAUCGAAUCUGCCAGCAAUGCUCGCGAGCCUGAAGUCCAGAUCGAUAUUGCGCUGGAGCUCCUGAAGGAAGUCUUGCAAGAUCCUGGGAAGGAAAGACGAAAGCUACUCUGCCAGCUUGUCAGCAAAAUUGUCAUCGUACCCGAAGUUUCAGCUAUAUCGCUACAAUCGCUGCAACUCCUGCUUACGGCGAUAGACCAGCAUAGACCUCUGACCGACACUGUCUCUCGCAAUUCCCUCGUUCGUAUUCAUACUGCCGCUGCGAAGCGACGACAGGACAUUGGAGAAGACGCAGUGGCUGGCGAUGCUGUCCGACUGACAGAGCUGCAGACCUUUGUUGCUGGCGUCACAGCGAGUGCAGAAGAUCAGGAAGCUGACGAGCCUACGCGCAAAAAAGCCCGUCCGAAAGCGCAUACGCUUGUGGCGACAGGCUCAUCAUCGUCGUCAUCGGACGAUGAGGUCUCUCAAUCCGCGUCGCUUGAUGCUCCCGAUCCGGCGGCGACGCCCUCGAGGCGCAGUGUCAGAGCUACGCCACGUAAGAUCAAGCGCAUCAUUGAGGACAGCGAGAGCGAGAGCGAACAAGAUUCUGUACAAGCGGACGAAUAUUAGUAAUGCAAGUUUUGAUACACGCGCUACAUCCGCUAUCCUAUAACAAGAUCCAACUUCUCUCCGUCUUCGACCUCUGUGCUGCCUAUCUCAUCUGCUGCAGGAAGGGCUUCGCCAUCGAAUAUGAGCCUGCACUGUGCGGCUUUGCUUGCAUCCUGGUGGGUGCGCUUGAGAUAGCUUCUGAUGAGUGCGCUCACCGUGUCUGUCUUCUUCAGUCGAAGCCCGAUUUCUUCAGCACCUUUGGACCUGACGGUUAGCCGCAGAUGAUUAUCCUCGUCUGCGUCUUGCUGGCUGUCUGACUGCGAAGAUAUUUCCGGUUUUGUCUGAGCUGGCGU